Molecule: messenger RNA, 4835 nt
Organism: Pogona vitticeps (central bearded dragon)
Lineage: Eukaryota; Metazoa; Chordata; Lepidosauria; Squamata; Agamidae
Source: RefSeq, a predicted model, not a curated record
AGCUCUUCUGGACAGUACACAAUCCGUGUGGCUGAAGUUUGACUUUACAUGGAGAGUCUGCUCUUUUAUAUAGAGUAAGCUGUACAUUUCCCCUUUGCCAGACCUGUCAACAUGUAACUCCAUGAAACUCUGUAUGGGUUAGAAAGGAACGCCAAGCUGCCUUCAGAAUGGAUCCAACAUCGGGUGCCCGGUCAAUUGUUGUUUGUGUGGAGGGAAUGACAUGCAACUCUUGUGCGGAGGCUAUUGAGAAGCACGUUGUUAAUUUAAAAGGCGUUCAUGAAGUUAAAGUUUCCCUGAGAGCUAAGAAUGCAACCAUUAUUUACAACCCCCGAGAACAAACUCCAGAGGCAUUGCAAGAAGCCAUAGAUAACAUGGGCUAUGACACGGAUCUUGCUGAUGCAAACCCCUGUGUCAUUUUGGCAGACACUGUUUUCCUUUCAGUGCCUAUUCAAGCAGCUUUAACAUGUGAAGAGAUCCGUGCCAGCCUCUUGAAGAAUAAGGGCAUCUUGGAUGUGAAAAACUCUUUCGAUGGAAAAUCUUUAGCUGUAACAUUCAUCCCCUCUGUCAUAAACAGCAAGCAAGUCAGCGAAAUAGUGCCAGCGUUGUGUUCAGAUAAUGCAACACAGGAGCAAAAUCUGGGAACGUCGGAAGAGGCAAAUACAUCCCAAAUGGGCGAUGUUGUGCUGAGGAUGAAAGUAGAGGGGAUGACCUGCCAUUCCUGCACCAGCACCAUUGAAGGGAAGAUUGGCAAGCUACAAGGGGUGACACGGAUUAAAGUCUCCUUGGACAAUCAAGAAGCAGUGGUCUUGUACCAGCCACAUCUCAUCACAGCAGAGGAAAUAAAAACCCAAAUAGAAGCUGCAGGUUUCAUGGCAUCUGUGAAGAAGCCGCCUAAACCCCUCAGUCUUGGUGCUAUCGACGUAGAGCGACUGAAGAAGGCACAGACCAAAGGCUCCGAAAGAGCUCAACCAGGGAGUCCGGAAGAUUUGCUCCCCUUAAAGACUGUCAGGUUCCAGGUUGAUGGCAUGCACUGUCAAUCUUGUGUCGCCAACAUCCAACAUCAAAUCUCAGCACUCCCUUCAGUAACUAGCAUUGUAGUAUCUUUAGAGGACAAAUCAGCUGUUGUAAAGUACAAUCCUAGCCUAAUCGGCAUUGCUGCACUGAAAAGAGCCAUAGAGGCUGUGUCCCCAGAGACUUUUAAGGUCAGCCUUUUGGACGGACAUGAGAAUGUAGAACCUCUGAACAGCCCAAUAUCUCCAUUGAACUCUCAAAGAGCUAUGAACAGCACCAUGCAUCACCCUCUGAUUAGCGUAACCAUGAUAAAUGUAGAAGGAAUGACUUGUAAUUCUUGCGUGCAGUCUAUUGAGAGCGUGAUAUCCCAAAAACCAGGCGUGAAGUCCAUAUGUGUGUCACUUCAGAACCAUAACGCAGCUAUCGAAUAUGACCCCAUGCUGACUUCUCCAGAUGACUUAAGGAACUCCAUUGAGGACAUGGGUUUUGAGGUUUCCUUAACAGUACCAGCAAGCACAGAACCUGUGGUUUUGAUAACUCAACCAUCGCAGGGGAGACUUGCAGAACCUCAGGAUAAGAAAUUCUCCAAACUGGAAGCCUCCUCCAACUUGUCGCCCACCCAUAAUAAGCAGGAUGCAAAGGCACCAUCAAAAUGCUACAUUCAAGUCACAGGCAUGACAUGUGCUUCCUGCGUGGCAAAUAUUGAAAGGAAUCUGAAGAGAGAAGAUGGAAUAUUCUCUGUACUUGUUGCCCUGAUGGCUGGAAAGGCAGAGGUGAGGUAUAAUCCUGCAAUCAUCCAGCCACCAAUGGUAGCAGAAUUGAUUAGGGAGCUGGGAUUUGGUGCCACAGUCCUGGAAAACUGUGAUGGAGAUGGCUCCCUAGAACUUGUGGUCAGAGGAAUGACAUGUGCUUCCUGUGUCCAUAAAAUAGAAUCCACGCUGAUGAAAACAAAGGGGGUUCUGUACAGUUCAGUGGCUCUCGCCACCAACAAAGCACACAUUAAGUAUGAUCCAGAGAUAGUCGGUCCUCGCAAUAUUAUACGGAUCAUAGAGGAUUUAGGGUUUAAUGCUGAAUUGGUGAAGAAAGAUAGAUCUGCAAGCCACCUAGAUCACAAACAGGAAAUAAGGCGAUGGAAGCGGUCCUUCCUUGUCAGCCUGUUUUUUUGCAUUCCUGUAAUGGGGCUCAUGAUUUACAUGAUGGUGAUGGAGAGCCACAUGUCAGCCAUGGACAAGGCCGUAAACCUGACCAAAGAACAAAUGGAAGCCCAUCAUUCGUCCAUGUUCCUGGAGCACCAGAUCCUUCCUGGGCUCUCCGUGAUGAAUUUGCUUUCCUUCGUCUUGUGCGUCCCUGUUCAGGUCAUUGGAGGCUGGCAUUUCUACAUCCAAGCAUACAAAGCCCUGAAGCACAAGACGGCCAACAUGGACGUCUUGAUUGUCCUGGCCACCACCAUUGCCUUUGUCUAUUCCUUUGUGGUGCUUCUGGUGGCCAUGGUCGAGAAGGCGAAAGUCAACCCGGUGACGUUCUUCGACACACCGCCCAUGCUGUUUGUGUUCAUAGCCCUGGGGCGGUGGCUGGAGCACGUCGCCAAGGGUAAAACAUCUGAAGCCCUUGCAAAGCUAAUUUCUCUACAAGCAACAGAGGCCACUAUUGUGACUUUAGGUCCAGACAACAUCCUUUUGAGUGAAGAGCAGGUGGAUGUGGAACUGGUCCAGCGGGGUGACCUUGUCAAAGUGGUCCCGGGUGGCAAGUUUCCAGUAGACGGCCGUGUCAUUGAAGGGCACUCCAUGGUGGAUGAAUCUCUCAUCACAGGGGAAGCGAUGCCCGUCACAAAAAAGCCCGGCAGCACCGUCAUUACAGGGUCCAUCAAUCAGAAUGGGUCCUUGCUGAUCUCCGCCACCCACGUGGGCGCUGACACCACCCUCUCCCAGAUUGUCAAGCUGGUGGAAGAAGCACAGACCUCCAAGGCUCCAAUUCAGCAGUUUGCUGACAAACUCAGUGGCUAUUUUGUCCCUUUUAUUGUUGGUGUUUCUGUGAUAACCCUUAUUGCCUGGAUUGUAAUUGGAUUUGUUAAUUUUGAAAUCGUGGAAACCUACUUUCCGGGCUACAACAAGAGUAUUUCCAAAGCUGAAGUGGUGAUCCGCUUUGCAUUCCAAGCCUCCAUCACGGUGCUGUGCAUCGCCUGCCCUUGUUCCUUGGGACUGGCCACGCCAACUGCCGUGAUGGUGGGCACCGGCGUGGGAGCCCAAAACGGCAUCCUGAUCAAAGGCGGAGAGCCUCUCGAGAUGGCGCACAAGGUGAAAGUGGUGGUGUUUGACAAGACGGGGACCAUCACCCAUGGGACCCCCAUGGUGAUGCAACUGAAGAUGCUGGUGGAAAGCAACCGGAUCCCACGCAGUAAGAUGUUGGCCCUGGUCGGGACUGCGGAGAGCAACAGCGAGCACCCUUUGGGAGCAGCUAUCACAAAGUACUGCAAACAGGAAUUGAACACAGACACCCUUGGAACCUGCACUGAUUUUCAGGUGGUCCCUGGUUGUGGCAUUCGGUGUAAAGUCACCAAUAUUGAAACCCUCCUAAGGAGCAGAAGUGAGACAGUCGAAGAAAACAAUGUGAGAAACGUAGCCCUUGUCAGCAUUGAUGAAAUGGCUGCAGAACAGACACAGCCGGCCUUGAUUAUUGACGAGCAGCUGCCAACCGCGUGGAAUUCUCGGAAGUAUUCCGUUCUCAUUGGCAACCGGGAGUGGAUGUCCAGAAACGGCCUUCUGGUCAAAAAUGAUAUUGAUAACACCAUGAUUGAGCAUGAGCGUCGAGGGCGCACGGCUGUUCUUGUGGCCGUGGAUGGAGAACUCUGUGGCUUGAUAGCGAUCGCUGAUACUGUGAAGCCUGAAGCAGAGCUGGCGGUCCGUACUUUGAAGGCAAUGGGUUUAGAAGUAGUUCUUAUGACCGGCGAUAACAGCAAAACGGCUCGGUCUAUCGCCUCUCAAGUUGGCAUCACUAAAGUGUUUGCCGAAGUGCUUCCCUCCCACAAAGUUGCCAAAGUGAAGCAGCUGCAGGACGAAGGGAAGCGGGUCGCGAUGGUGGGGGACGGGAUCAACGACUCCCCCGCCCUCGCCAUGGCCAGUGUUGGGAUCGCCAUCGGCACCGGCACGGAUGUGGCCAUCGAAGCGGCAGAUGUUGUUUUGAUCCGGAAUGAUUUGCUGGACGUGGUAGCCAGUAUCGAUCUGUCGCGGAAGACGGUCCGGAGGAUACGAGUCAACUUUAUCUUUGCUCUCAUUUACAAUCUUGUGGGUGUUCCUGUGGCUGCCGGUGUCUUUCUUCCCAUCGGUUUGGUUCUGCAGCCGUGGAUGGGCUCGGCUGCCAUGGCAGCGUCAUCUGUGUCUGUCGUGUUGUCUUCUCUGCUGCUGAAACUGUACAGGAAGCCUACUUGUGAGAAAUACGAACGGCGUGCCAGUGCUCACGUGAGACAGAAAAGCCCUUCGGAGAUCAGUGUACACAUCGGGAUUGAUGAAACGGGGCCAGGGUCCCCCAAACUGAGCCUCAUGGACCGCCUUGUGAACUACAGCCGGGCUUCCAUCAACUCCCUCCUCUCGGACAAGCGCUCCCUCAGUAGCAUCAUCCUCAGCGAGCCUGACAGACACUCCCUCCUAGUUGGGGACUCCCGGGAGGAAGAUGACACGACGCUCUGAAAGACUCCCCCACCCCGCAUUCCCCCAUGGAGUGGGUGAAAUCCUCGGUCACCAGGCACUGCUCUGUUCUGGAGAGGGACCCGGCUGUCCCUCCCUCAGUGGCUCUUCAGGCUGAGUGGAAUGGGGCAAUUUUUUUUCCCC